This is a messenger RNA of Electrophorus electricus (electric eel), 2358 nucleotides long. Lineage: Eukaryota; Metazoa; Chordata; Actinopteri; Gymnotiformes; Gymnotidae. The record is from RefSeq and is a predicted model, not a curated record.
GUUUGAAACACCAAAUUCAUUAAUGCUUGUGUUUGUGCUGUGGCUGUACUAGCAACAUAGCAGAAGUCAUAUCGAUAAGUUUUUUUCCGGGUGUUAAGAUGUCUUCAGAUGAAGAUAAGCCAAAUAGUCUUAACUUACCAAGGGACUCGGACAGAGGAAGCUCAGUGUCUUCUGAACUUCAAGAUGAGUAUGAAGAACUGCUUCGCUUUGCGGUGGUCACUUCAAAGUAUGAGCCCGCUCGUCCAUCACAACUACUGACCGGCUCACUUACUUCAAAAAAAGCCCAGAGUUCCAGUUUAAUGGAUGAUGCAAGAUAUCAGGAGCAUGAGGAAAAUGGGAAACAAUCUGCACCUUCAAGUGAGAUCAUUUCAGGCACAACUACUCCACAGUUUGAAGGAUCCAGACCACAGAGUCAACUUUCUGAAGGGCAGGAGAUGAUAGCCAGGUCUGCAAGAGAAUCACAGAGAACUACUGAGUCAGACAGAUAUGGGCAGAGCAGUCCAGAUCCUAUGGUCACUGUAAUGACUGAGAUGUCCAUUUCUGAGGAGAACCUGAACAAGAUGGAGAACAUUCUGGAAACCUGGAGUAACAACCUAAAGAGCAAUGUGAUGAUGGAGCUGAGGAAAUGGAGACUGGCCUUGGUGGAGCAACACAAGCUGGAGAUGAAGAAGGAGAGGGAAAGGCAUGCUGCUCAUGUAGCAGGCAUUAAUGUGGAGAUGGAUGGCCUCAAAGACCUGCUGAACACCUACCAGACCUCCAAUCAGAGGAAAGAUGAGGUCAUCAUGAACCUGACGCGGGCAAUUGACAGGCAGCGUGAGCGGACGGAGCUAAUGAGGCGCUUCACCCACUGGAGGCUCCAGCGCUGCGCUGCGAGGGAGGAGGUGCAGGGAAGCAAGGUAGCAGAGCAGCACUACCAUCUACAGCUGAAAAGGAAGGUGUGGGUUGCCUGGCAUUCUCUCAUCCAGACCGACUGGAGGGAGACAGUGGAGCGGGCAUGCCGGGCCCGCGCAGAGGAGGUCUGCCUGCAGCUCUCCGCAGACUACGAGGCCAAGCUUGCGGAGCACGUGGACGCCCUGCACAGGGCCCAGGCCGAGAUCCAGAGACUGCGCGCUGAGAGGGAGCGCUACGAAGACUCCAUGAAGAAGGCGUUCAUGCGGGGGGUGUGCGCACUCAACAUCGAGGCCCUCAGCAUGUUCCACACUGGAGGGACAGGUGGACAGGAGCGAGAUGCCCUGCCCUCGGGGGACGAGCCCAGCUCCAGCUCAGCAUCCGGUCGUCUGUUCCAUACUAGCACGUCCACACGCCUUAGCCCAACCUUUAUGGACUCUCCAGUGCCACCCGGCCCCUCCCACAGCAAUACAGAAGGCACAGAAGCAGGUCACUAUACAUCUCAGGCUGGCUAUGGCACUGUAGAGGCACUGCCUUCCACUACAGUGGUGAACUCCUCUUUACUACCAGGAGGCAGCACAAGUUCCUUGAGACAGUCAAGUGCACGGAUGGUCACAGCUGGACAGCAGAAAGCUUCCAAGACUGUGACUGCACGCAUAACCGGGCGCUCCGAGCUGACCAGGAUGGGGCGUCCUCCCAGCAGCAUGCAAGUUAUGGGUGUGUCCCCACCCAUGAGUUCUGUCAUUGUGGAAAGACACCACCCUGUCACUCAGCGUACUGUCAGCCAGGCAACAGCAGCCAAGUUCCCACGCUCCGCUCUACAGAGUCAAACUGUGUCCAGCACCAAGAGCUCUUCCAGCCAGGCCAGAGGACAGACCUCUGCAUUUCACGUCCACUCCAUCAAAGUAGUGGACUAAUUCGCUCGUCCCAACCCACAGCCUAUCCCAUGAACACAUGAGAGUGGCGUGAGUGUAACUGGUGUACUAGUUUACACAAGUUGGUUAUAAAAAAGUUUUUACCUUGUUUAUUGGCAAAAAUGUUUGACUGUGCUAAUUUGAGAAUCAGGAAGAAUUCGUUAAACCAUUUAUACCAUGCAUGUGUUACUGUCAGUGUUUUUGGAAUGUUUUGUUAAAUUUUUAUUUGAAGUAUUUUUAUACUAAUGCAAUUUAAUGAUCAGAUUUGUUUAUAAGAGAACCCUUUUAUUUACUUUAUGAUAUAGUGUCUAUUGUCACUGGUUUGUCUUGCAUGUAGCUGUUCACCUGAUGAUGAGUGAUGCAAUUAUUUUCUUCAGUACAUCAAAUUUAAAUCCACCCAUGCACAAUCCUGUAAUAAUUUCUUUUGUUGAUGAGAAUGAAUGUAAUAUGGUCACCAUUCAUCAGUCAGGUAGGCUUGUUAAUGUAAUGUACCAUUAGGGUGACAGUAAAAAUGUGAGUGAAUCCUUCAUGGGAAAUAAAGCUUUGCUUCACUUUA